AUGUCAACUUCAACAAGCCCCACUAUCGGGCAACGGCCCCAGCAUCCCCUCCCGACCAGCCUCACCCUCUUACCCUACAACGGCGAACACCAGAUGCACGCCAUCAUCGCCCUCAUCGAAAAAGAGCUCUCGGAACCUUACAUCGUCUACACCUACCGCUACUUUGUCAACCAAUGGCCCUCGCUCUGCUUCAUCGCCUACCCCUCUCCGCAUCAAGAACCUAUCGGCGUGAUCGUAUGUAAGCUCGACCGCCACCUUAAAGGCUCCCGCCUCAUGCGCGGGUAUAUCGCCAUGAUCUCGGUCAAGCACGAGUAUCGUGGGCAAGGGUUGGCGAAGAGGCUGGUGCGCAGGGCAUUGCAGGAGAUGGUGGAGAAGGGCGCGCAGGAGGUGGUCCUCGAGACAGAAGCGGACAAUGUCGCUGCGUUGGCGUUGUACGAGAGGCUGGGGUUCAUUCGUGAGAAGAGGUUGCAUCGGUUUUAUCUUAACGGAAAGGACUCGUUCAGAUUGGUUCUGCCAAUACCGAAAUCGAUGCAGCGUCCGAUUCCGCCCGAAGUUGAUGCCCCUCCUCCAAUGGGUCUCGUCCAGCCGCCUUCCAUCUCUCAAACAUCAACAAUUUCCACAAACAGCACAGUCACAGACCACAUUGUACCCCGAACAGAUACCCACGCUCACAUCCUGUGA
Molecule: messenger RNA, 681 nt
Organism: Sporisorium graminicola
Lineage: Eukaryota; Fungi; Basidiomycota; Ustilaginomycetes; Ustilaginales; Ustilaginaceae
Exons: 2
Coding region: 1-681 (226 amino acids)
Biological process (GO): N-terminal peptidyl-methionine acetylation
Cellular component (GO): NatC complex
Molecular function (GO): protein-N-terminal amino-acid acetyltransferase activity
Source: RefSeq, a predicted model, not a curated record